Molecule: messenger RNA, 999 nt
Organism: Fusarium musae
Lineage: Eukaryota; Fungi; Ascomycota; Sordariomycetes; Hypocreales; Nectriaceae
Exons: 1
Coding region: 1-999 (332 amino acids)
Source: RefSeq, a predicted model, not a curated record
AUGACUCGGUCAACAUUCACAACUAUCACACCCUUGCCCUCAGACAUAUCCAGAGAGCAUGUAGUCGACUUUCUACACGAUCAUCUCGCCAUGAUCGACUUGAAUCCUCUCAUUAUAGAACGCCACCAAAUCCCUCCUCCACCACACGCCCCGGAGGAUGAGAAGAAGUGUGUAUGGUACUCCAUGACGGACCGUAUCGACUAUCUUCCCGGCGGCCUUGUCUCCGGCCAGGUCUCUUACACCGCAGCCUUCUUCGACUCUCCUGAUGGCCUGCAGACGCACAGCUACGCUCCUAUGGGGCUUGAUCUCCGUGGGCGUUGGUCUGUAGGUGGCACGAUGCCAGGAGAGCGCCCGCAGCCUGUUGAGCUUGGUCUCGGGGCGCCUACUACGGGUCUCUAUCUCCGUGAGGAUGUCGAUAUGCGCUGUAACAUGCUCAUGGUGGGGUUUGUCAAGAAGACUAUUAAGAAGUCGCACGGGACACUGGUCGAGAAGCUAUCUCAGAAGACCUCCAUGAAGAUGGCAAGGCACUCUAUGCAAAACUUUGGGUCCAGCUUUCCAGGAAGUCUUCAAACGCCAACCCCUACAGGGUCUGAAUCCUCAGCAGUACCGCCUAUGGGGCCGCUUCUCCCACCUGCCGUGAGCAAUGACCAGCGCGGGUUUGCCCCGGACCUAUCUUCACCACCUGCCUAUGGCCACGGCACACCCUCUUCCUCUUCAAAUUUGGGCAACAUAUCCGUACAUCCGCAGAGAAGCGGCGGUCUGGUACCCCCUGGACAACCUCAGCGGCUAGAUUCGAAUCAGUCAGGGCUUGGUCAUGCAGGAACUGUCUAUCGUGGCAACAGCAGGCCUGAUCAUUACACCGAGUUCUCUGGUCAGAACCCCUACGCUAACUCACGGACCCCAUACGAUGAGCGGGAGAACUUUGCGGAACUAGACGAUGGCACCCAUAACCAUCCUCGCCACUACGAAGAAAAGUCAGGGCCCGCAGAGCUACCUUGA